AUGAAGGAUCAAUAGCGAUAAUAAAGAAGUAUCAAAUCGAGAUUAUUAUCAAGAUUUCCAAAUAAAAUCAAUAGAAUUAUUAUUUAUUAUAUUCUAUUGAUUAUUGAAUAUAAACAAAUAUUAAUAUAAAUAAAUAAAUCUCUUUAUUAAAGAACAAAUCAUUGAAUUACUAUUGUUAGAACUCAAUGAUAUUAUAGAAAUCGAGUAAUUAAUUAUAGAAGUUAAAUUAGAAAAUCAAUAAAUCAAUGUUUUGGUUGAUUUCGGAGUUAUAAAUAUAUUUAUAAAUCUCAACUUUACAAAAAAGAAUAAAAUUCUUAUAGAAUUAAAACAGAAUCCUUAUCAAUUGAUAUUGUUAAAAGGAAAGAAAACUGGAAUUGAUAAUUGGAUAUAUAAAGAAAUCAAUAUUAUCAAAAUGAUUAUAUUAGAUAAAUAUAUUAAACAAAUCAAAAUAGAUUUAGUGUUAUUAGACAGAUAUAUAAUUGUUCUCGGUAUUUUAUAAAUUAAGAAAUAUAAUCCAAAUAUCGAUUAAAUAAAAGAUAUUUUAAUAUUCGAUUACUAUAAUUGUAAUAACGAAUGAUUAUAUAGUCCGAAGGAAUAGAUUUCCAGAGAGAUUAGAUAUUAUACUAUAAUAACAACAGAUCCUUUAUUGAUUAAUAGAAUUAAUGAAAAAGAAAUUCCAGUGUAGUAUAAAAGAUUCAUCAAGCUUUUCGAAGAUCUAUAAGAUUUGAAGGCCUUAUCAGAAUAUAAGUUUUGGGAUUAUAAGAUCAAUUUCAAAAAGGGAUUCGUAUUUUUUAUCAAAAAGUU
This is a messenger RNA of Sclerotinia trifoliorum, 804 nucleotides long. The record is from the annotation of a GenBank genome assembly. NCBI's taxonomy places the organism in Eukaryota, Fungi, Ascomycota, Leotiomycetes, Helotiales, Sclerotiniaceae.